AUUGUCAUUGGUCUGCCGAAAAACAUUUCAAUACUUCAACACAUUUUCGAAUGGUGCGAAUGCGGGUGUAAAAAUCCUGAUUUUCUGCUGAAGCUGUUGAUUUUUGAUACGUGAAAAUCGAAACAUGGCUCAAACACUUGCUGAGGACCAGUACGGCAGGAAGAUCGAUCGCUGCCUCACCGAUACAGUUGUAAAAUUCGGUGGUGGUCUGGUGCUAGGCGGUAUGUUCUCACUGCUUUUCUUCAAACGAAGAGCCUGGCCAAUUAUCAUGGGUUCUGGUUUUGGGAUCGGUAUGGCUUAUACAAACUGCGAGCGUUCGUUAAAUGGCAAGUGAAAGAUAGCAUGAGAACGGUGUUUUGUUUAAAUAAAUUUCGUCUGUAAUUCAUUGUGCUGAAGUGAA
Molecule: messenger RNA, 400 nt
Organism: Malaya genurostris
Lineage: Eukaryota; Metazoa; Arthropoda; Insecta; Diptera; Culicidae
Product: MICOS complex subunit Mic10-like
Exons: 2
Coding region: 125-334 (69 amino acids)
Cellular component (GO): mitochondrial inner membrane; MICOS complex; mitochondrion
Source: RefSeq, a predicted model, not a curated record